Falco peregrinus (peregrine falcon) is the source of this 1372-nucleotide messenger RNA. RefSeq names its product cornichon family AMPA receptor auxiliary protein 3 (gene CNIH3). The coding region runs from base 27 to 509 and encodes 160 amino acids. Gene Ontology annotation, biological process: regulation of AMPA receptor activity; vesicle-mediated transport. Gene Ontology annotation, cellular component: dendrite; synapse. The record is from RefSeq and is a predicted model, not a curated record. The transcript is spliced from 6 exons. NCBI's taxonomy places the organism in Eukaryota, Metazoa, Chordata, Aves, Falconiformes, Falconidae.
GGGGGGCGCGGAGGUCUCUCCCCACCAUGGCCUUCACCUUCGCCGCCUUCUGCUACAUGCUGUCGCUGGUCCUCUGCGCGGCCCUCAUCUUCUUCGCCAUCUGGCAUAUAAUUGCCUUUGAUGAACUUCGGACAGACUUCAAAAGCCCAAUAGAUCAGUGCAACCCAGUCCACGCAAGAGAGCGGCUGAGAAAUAUUGAGCGUAUUUGUUUCCUUCUGCGAAAGCUGGUGUUGCCAGAGUACUCUAUCCAUAGUCUUUUCUGCAUAAUGUUUUUGUGUGCUCAGGAGUGGCUAACACUGGGAUUAAAUGUUCCUUUGCUUUUUUAUCACUUCUGGAGGUAUUUUCGUUGCCCAGCAGAUAGUUCAGAGCUAGCAUAUGAUCCACCUGCAGUCAUGAAUGCAGAUACCUUGAGUUACUGUCAAAAAGAGGCCUGGUGUAAGCUAGCUUUCUAUCUCCUUUCAUUCUUCUACUAUCUGUACUGCAUGAUCUACACUUUGGUGAGCUCUUAACUGAAAGAUCAUCGUUAAAGGCCGAAAACAACAAAGGCUGGAGGUGUGAGGAUGAGUGAGCCAAGUGAUGCAUGAGUUUAAAAAAAAAAAAAAAAAAAAAAAAAAAAAAAGCAAAGAGGAAAACUUUGAACCCAAGAAGUAGAGUACAUGAAAGAGACUCGGCAAGAAGAAGCAGAAUACCAUGGGAGAACAGCUGCGUUAACUGUGUUUAUCUCCUGUUUCUCAAUCUGUUGCAGUAAAUGACUUUCAACACACACACACAAAAAACUCCCAUGCAACAAGGUGGGCCAGGUAACACAACUAUUCACCUCUCCAGGAAUAAUGCUGCUUGGUUUAGUGGAUUCAUUAUAAACUAUAGUCCGUACUGUCUUCCAGGGAGCAAAAUUUCCUUUCUUAAUGACUGUUCUGGACGGCAAGAUCAUCUUAGAAAGAACAGCUAUACAACAUAUUCUGAAAAUUGCUUCAGUGUUUUUUUUUUUUUCCACCCAUAACAACAAUAACAAGAGCGUUUGCAGUUGCAGUGUUCUGUUCUAGUGAUAUGCUGUUCCUGUAGGUGAACAUCCAGUAUAUUUCUGUACUUCAGCUGUGAUGCACCAAUAACAUAGUGAUGUGUAUAAAUGCAUUGGGUUUGACCUAAUCAUGCCAAGCACAUAACAGAAUAGGGUUACUCUGACUGAAAAAGAGGAAAAGAAAAAAAUAAAAGGUAAAAGCUUACAUAUAUUAAGGAGGAUUGUAACAUAGGUAUUAUAUUCAUCACAAUGCUGGAUAACAAAGUACUGGACCAACUAAUCAUGGUCUGUUAUUCUGUGUUGCAGCUUUAUUUCUGCUGUCAAAUUUAAUUUGAAACAAAUAUACAAAAUGUU